AUGAUGGGCAAGAUCUUCGGAUCGCGAGAAAUGCGACUGCUUAUGCUAGGACUCGAUGCAGCAGGCAAGACAACAAUUCUGUACAAACUGAAACUCAAUCAAGAUGUGACCACGAUCCCUACCGUUGGCUUCAACGUCGAAACUGUGACGUACAAGAACGUCAAAUUCAAUGUGUGGGACGUCGGUGGUCAAGACAAGAUCCGUCCUCUGUGGAGGCACUAUUUUUCUGGCACGCAAGGUCUCAUUUUUGUGAUUGACUCGAAUGACCGAGCACGGAUAGAUGAAGCCCGACAAGAACUCCAUAGAAUCAUUUUGGACCGAGAAAUGAAGGAAGCUCUACUCCUGGUGUUCGCGAACAAACAGGACAUUCCAGGCUCGAUGACCCCAACCGAAGUCACGGAGAAGCUCCGACUCGGGCAACUCAAAGAACGCACCUGGUAUGUUGUCCCCAGUUGCGCAACUACGGGUGAGGGACUACUCGAAGGCUUGAGCUGGCUUUCGACAAACGUAAAGCAGCAACCACGACCGGCGCCUGCGAAGUGA
This is a messenger RNA of Exophiala bonariae, 543 nucleotides long. It is a transcript of the gene ARF6, whose product is annotated as ADP-ribosylation factor, Arf Arf6. Bases 1 to 543 code for a protein of 180 amino acids. Gene Ontology annotation, cellular component: cytoplasm. Gene Ontology annotation, biological process: vesicle-mediated transport; intracellular protein transport. NCBI's taxonomy places the organism in Eukaryota, Fungi, Ascomycota, Eurotiomycetes, Chaetothyriales, Herpotrichiellaceae. The record is from RefSeq and is a predicted model, not a curated record. Gene Ontology annotation, molecular function: GTPase activity; GTP binding. The transcript has 3 exons.